UUUCAGUAGCCAUCGGAAUUCGCGAUAACCUAGCAGCGAAUUCCGCGUACGCGUCGUUCUUCGUCGCCGGUACUACCGCAAGCAAACCAAAUUGGCUGUCGAAGUUGGCAAGGACGCGAUAAGAUAUAAAAAGUACCCGUUAAAAAAUCGGUGGUACCAUUGUCUUCUGUCUCGCCUCGAUCGACCCAGCGUAAUGAGCGGAAAAGUAGCCUGUAUUUUUGUUGCCUGCCUCGUGGCAGUGAACGCAGGUCUCAUUCCAGUGCCAUCAGCGAAGUACUUGGAAGGUCCCAGCACCAAAACCAAAGUAGUCGGUCCUGAUGGUAGCAUCAUCGAUGCUUACGCUCCUGGAGGUCGCAUUCUCCUAGAAGACAAUGCCGGACCAGUCUUUCAAGCAGCCCCUGUAGUCUACGCUCACCCAGCGAUCUCUGGAUUCGAAUACCAGCAACUCGUCGUACCCGAAGCUGCCUCGAAUGCCGUAGAAGCUGUGGUUCCCGUAGCAUCAGCUCAAGAUGCCACUGCUGACUCCAUCACCGUAGAAAGUAGAAAGAUAACUUCUGAUGGAGAAGAAAGGGUAUUCCUUCACCCAGGAACUCCACCAAGAGUAGAAACAAGGGAAUCAGUACCGAUCAAAGAGGAGACUGAAGAAACCACUUCCGGUACGACGGAAACACCUGCGACGACUGAAUUUUUGGAAAACUCUACUGCUGAUUUGAGUGGUACUUAUAUUCCAGAUAACUUCGAAAAGUUUUUCGAUGAUGGUAGUUAUAGACCCGAAUUCUACUAGAUGAUACUUGGAGACUGACGUAGUUUAUAGCUAUU
Sitophilus oryzae (rice weevil) is the source of this 819-nucleotide messenger RNA. RefSeq lists its product as uncharacterized. The transcript has 2 exons. Lineage: Eukaryota; Metazoa; Arthropoda; Insecta; Coleoptera; Curculionidae. Bases 194 to 784 code for a protein of 196 amino acids. The record is from RefSeq and is a predicted model, not a curated record.